GGUCUGGCAUCCCCAAUGUUAAACACUGAUGAAGUAAGUGGUUCGUGCACACCCUACUGCCCCCGUGCCUGUGGAUCUGGAAAAAUGAAACGAAGUAGCGCAUCCACUAGCAACCACGUUACAAUAUGCAAGUUUUCGCGGGAAGAGAGUCCUCCUGGACGGAUAACAGUGGACGAUCAGAUUGUCAGGUUGAACGAGCAAAUGGAUUUGGUACUGGAAAACCAAAAGCAAAUCAUAGAAACCUUGAGAAAGUUGACCAACAGCAGCAGUCAAGCGGAAGAGUCACAAGAGUCCCUGCUCGAAGAACAAGAGAUGCAAAAAUUUCCUCUAACUGAAAUAGAGCAACUGGACAUAGUCGAGGAGGCUCUCAAUGACCCGGAAUCUCGUUAUUUUCAACAAAUGAAGGACAUUAUAAAGCCGGAGAACAAGCCGCGUCCUGGGGGCCUUAGAAGACACUUUCAUCUGCUAAUGACGGCGGACUUUUUUGUCCAAUUCAAUUACGAUGGCAUCCACAACAAGUAUCCAUUUAAGAAGUACAAAAACUUCAAUAAUGCCAUAUAUCGCAUCCAAAAGCAAGAUGGAUAUACGGAAGAUGAUUAUGUUACGGAAAUAAGAGCCGUAUUUCGUGCCUAUAAGAAUCGCAAAAGCAAAAACAACUCGAAUGCAAGGAAAAAACUUAAGGAAGCGCAGGCCCACUUUGAGCCAGAAAUCGAUUUUGAAAAGAUCCUGUGGCCAGAUGAAUAAGAUAUGUGGGGCU
Drosophila obscura is the source of this 757-nucleotide messenger RNA. RefSeq lists its product as uncharacterized. The coding region runs from base 16 to 744 and encodes 242 amino acids. Lineage: Eukaryota; Metazoa; Arthropoda; Insecta; Diptera; Drosophilidae. The record is from RefSeq and is a predicted model, not a curated record. The transcript has 3 exons.